AUGCCCAGAAAGCGACGCAGGCUUCGCUCCCAGGGCUCCAUGACCUCAGAUCCGAUGCUGCCCACUUGGCCGCCCACCAAGGUUCCAGUCGAAAUAUUUGACGAGAUCACCACAUAUCUGUCUCGUUCAGACGUUAAGAAUCUCCGUCUGGUUAACCAUGAGUUCGAUCGAAUGGUCUCGGCGAAGUAUUUUCGUAAUGUCGUGGUCCCCUUCCGCUCGGAGAUGUACCAGGCCAUGAAACAGAAGACGUCUCUGGAGGACGACGACAAUGAGCAGGCGCAGCCGGGCAAAGAUACACUCUUUUCGAGUGGCACGCGCAUUCUCCAGUCUUUUGGCGACCAUAUUCUGCGUUUCGCCCUAUCCCUCGAGAUCGAUGAGGAGAGCCUUGCGUACCCACCCAUUAAGCCUACCCAGAAGGCCAUUACCUCGUACUGGGGCAUCUACCGAUGGCCUCACGAGUCCUACCUUCGAUACACAGAACUUGAGGGACUGGAGCAGACUGCCGACGAGACACCUUCUAUGAAGAAGGCUCUGAGUUAUCUGGUUCAUGUUCAGGAACUGGGACUGUGUUGCGACGCAGGACUGGGCUACCUCUUGGGCCCCGAUCAGCAUUUGGAGAGCCCACCGUUGCCGCAUCCCGUCUUUGGCCUCCGCAACUUGCGGUACCGAACGCUGCAGCGACGCCUAGCCCGAGCUGAUUCAGACGCUAUGAACGCCCGUAAACUCGCCUUCGAAAGUCCCCGAGAUUUCAAGUACACCGUUCUUGAAUCAAUGGUCAGGAAUGCCGGAUACACGCAGGACCAAUCCAGGGAUGCUAUCGCGAUGCUCUUAAGCACUGAGAACGUCUCCUUGACAAGUAUCGACUUCGAUGAGCGUACCGCGGCUGCGGCCGCCGCUCUGGCCAACCCUGAGAGCCAGAGUACCAACCGUGUCGCCCUGCACCACGUCAAUGCUGCCCCUAAUCAGGAGCAGGAUGAAAACUUCACGCGGACUAUGGUAGCGGCACUUAACGAUACGGCCGUGGGUCACCCACUGCAGCCCAGAAACUUGACAAGAGGGCAGAAGGAGAUGUUAUUGGAAUUAGAGUGGGCACACCGAGCUCUCAUUCAAUCAUACGUGAUUGCGCUCAUUGAUAACGCUCAGCUGAACAGUUUCAACUCGCUGACAACGCUAACGAUUGCCAAGAUACCCAGCAGUCACAUCUUCAUGUUCCAGAGACCGGACUUUUGGCGGAGCUUGCCCAACCUAACAAACGUCGCUCUGGCCGUUGUCGCCGAUUGGCGCCAAGUAGCCAAGGUGGCGCCUGGCUGCGUCGAGGAUACCUUCGUAUCUCCCGUGGAUUCUGUUGCCAAAGUUUACCGCUUGCUCCGGGAUCACGUCGCAAAGCAAGAGAAUAUCAAGUUUCUCCAUUUCGAGUGGAUCUGCGGCGGCGAGUUUGCACCCGGCAUGACUCAGCGCAACCUAUAUGUGCUUCCAGCUCCGCUUUGCUCGCCUGAGCAGAUGGUACACCCCGAAACUGCAAUAUCGCCAGGCGUAUUGCUAUCACUGCCGCACGUCAAACACCUGUCGCUGAAGAACUGCUAUGCUGCACCCCACGUCUUCCUCCAGGCACUCCGAACGAUGGCACAGCAGUCAUUGCAGAAACUCGAAUUGGAAAGCGUAUCUCUCACAGGUUCGCCCACACGGGACCAAGGCCACGUGAAUGCUGUGUUCCAUCCGCAUGCCCAUGUCGUUGGGGCACCCGUUCAAAUCCAGGUACAGGCUCAACAGGCAGCUCAGCAGCAACCGCCCGCAUUGCCACCCGCCCCUCUUCAACCGCAAGCCAAUUUGCUCCCGGCUCUGGUCUCCAAUCAAGCGGGUACUUUGGUGCUGCCGCCGCUCCAACAUCAUAUGGGCAUCACAGGCGCCGGACUGCUUCAAGGCCCUCCUCCAUUACCACCGGCGAACCAAGUCCCUCAUCCACUGCCGGAUCCGAUCCCUAACUGGAGCAGGAUGCGGCUUAGACAGCCGAGACUGUUGUCGUGGGCCGGCAUUCUUGAUCGCCUUUCGCCGGCGCUUUCAAUCCAAGAGUUACUUGCCAGUCAAGGAGAUGAAACAGACGGAGGCGAUCGGGUGGAUGAUGUUGUGCAACGAGACGAUGGUUUCUCUUUCAUUCCGCGUCCGCGUGGUCUCGUCGGCGAGAAGACCUCCUUGAUGCUUAACCACCUAUCGCUCAAGUCGUGCGGCUACGUGCUUGUGGAUGUGUCCUCUAUCGACAACACUGGCAUCUUAGGUGCACACUCUCCUAGGCAAGCGCCACAGGACGUUAUAGCGCGGCGCAGAGAGCUGGCGCCUUUCAUGCAGGUGUGCACCGAUAGACUCGCAGCCAAGAUCACCAACCACUUGACGAGCCAGGAGCACUUCAAUCUGGCCACUGCAUUUGGCGUGGAUACGGAGUGGGCCAGUGUGUAUGACGAAGCAGUCAUUGAAGCUGCCAAGACGGACGGCAUCAUGCAUCCUGGCAGAGGACGCUUUAGUGGAACAAUUAUCAAGUCGGCGCAGCAGAGCUGA
Messenger RNA from Colletotrichum navitas, 2550 nucleotides. Its product is annotated as F-box domain-containing protein. Bases 1 to 2550 code for a protein of 849 amino acids. The transcript has a single exon. Lineage: Eukaryota; Fungi; Ascomycota; Sordariomycetes; Glomerellales; Glomerellaceae. Gene Ontology annotation, molecular function: protein binding. The record is from RefSeq and is a predicted model, not a curated record.